GUGCUCCGACUACGGCCUAACCAGUGAUCGAGGGAGAGGGUAUGGAGUUUCUACUGGACGUCGUUGACAGGUAGGUUCCCGGCGAGAUCUGUGCAAAGAUUUCUGUUGUACAUAGGCGCGGGCGGCGUGGGUAGAUCAUAUGUUUCUAAUUCUUUUGCCGGCGACUCGCCGGCCGUAUUUGUAGGUUCCCGGUGCGUGAGGAAUUUGCGGACAACCUAGACAACCCAGAUCCAGUUCCACUACUUUAUCUGCUGGAGAAGGGGAGUGCAACUAAGGAUAUGGGUGAGGGCAAUGGCGUCGCUGAGCAAUCUCAAAUGGAGGAUGUAGGAGCAGCAGCCGCAACGCAACAAGGUGGCGACUCUUUGCGAGCUGAAUCUCCAACAAGGUCUGCUCAAUCAACAGGCAGAGUGAAUCCACAAGCCCCCGGUUGGACGAAAAGGCUCUGGCUCGGAAGUGCACCACCUGACCGGGUGCCUUGCCCGUCGAGGAUGAGCGCACUAGAAAUUUCAAUCCGGAAGUAUGCAGAGCAACCUGAUAAGAGCGUCGUUAAACCAGAGCUGGGACUUAGUUUCGAUUCGUUGGGAGAGGCAUAUGAUUUCUAUAACCUGUACUCGUGGGAAGUGGGUUUUGGGAUAAGAUAUGGAAAAAGCUGACUGAACGCCGAAAGGACUAAAACUAUGCAGGAAAUAGUAUGUGGUUGCUCGGGAAAACCGGAGACUGAAAACAGUCGGUGGUGUAGAUGUGAGUGCCCAGCUCUGAUCAGGCUGUUGCGUGCAUCCGACAACAGCUGGUACAUCACAGAGCAUCGAGCAAGUCAUAACCAUUCCAUGUCGCUGACAAUGGGAGAAAAAGUGCACUGGCCAUCUCAUAAGCACAUAGAUGUUUACACCAAAGACUUGAUAAAGCAGCUCAGGGAAAACAAUGUUAAUCUGGGAAAAGUGUACAGCAUCAUUGGGGGCUUUUUUGGGUCUGUGGAAAAGGUCCCCUUCACGAAGAGGACACUCAGGAAUAUAUGUGGCAAGAUUAGCCGUGAACAGGCUGAAGACGACGUUCGGAAGACACUUCAGGCGUUUGCUGACAUCCGAGCAAAUGACCCCGGAUUCUCCUAUGUGGUGUUAGCCGAGAAAGACAGCAAAGUUAAGAACCUGAUGUGGGCUAACGGGAACAGCAGGAUGCAGUACAGAUUCUUUGGCGACGUUGUGACUUUUGACACCACCUAUAGGACAAACUUAUAUGAUAUGCCAUUUGGCCUAUUUGUCGGAGACAACAACCACUACCAGAGUAUUAUCUUUGCGCGGGUGUUGAUGCAUGAUGAGCAAGAAGAGAGCUUUGAAAUGGGUGUUCGAGGAAUUUGUACGUAUGAUGGGUGGACCUCCGCCAAAAACAAUACUUACAGGGCUAUGGAGAUUGCAAUCAAGAAGACAUAUCCAGACACGGUGCACCGUUGGUGCAAAUGGCACGUUCUGAAGAAGGCGAAGGAGACACUAGGGCCCUUAUACACGAAGAAGAGUGGUUUUCAGGCAGAAUUCCACAAAGUUGUUAACCACAUGCUUAGUGAGGAGGAAUUUGAAACAGCUUGGGAGGCGCUGCUAGAUAAGUACAGCUUGAGGAACCAUAGCUACAUGACUCAAAUAUAUGAGACUAGGCGGAAGUGGGCAAAACCAUAUUUCAGAGGAGUGUUCUGCGCAAAAAUGACAAGCACGCAAAGGAGUGAGAGUGCAAACCACAGGUUGAAGUCUUAUAUGCCCCCAGCCAGCCCAAUGCACGUUUUCGUCAGACAAUACAUGAAGCUACAGUUUGAUCGCGAACGCGACGAAAGCUACGAGGAAAAGAGGACGAUGAUAGGCGGUGCGGUGAGGCGGACUAAUCUUGCAAUAGAGCGACAUGCCAGCAAGGUAUACACCAGGAACAUGUUUGAGGAAUUCGGGCGUUUACUGAUGGAAGGAACUGCAUACAAUGUUACGGAAGUGGAGAGGAUGAGAAAAUACAGGACAACCCACAAUAAUGCAGCAAAAAGGGAAAAGUGGAGUAGGGUCGAGUACGAGGUGACCAUGAACGAAGAAAAAACAAUAUUCAACUACGAGUGCGGCCAGUUUGAUCACACUGGAAUGCUUUGCAGCCAUGUUUUGAGGGUUAUGGAAAUUCUUCAUUUGGAAGAGAUUCCAAAACACCACAUCCUAAAACGGUUGACCAGAGACUGCAAGGGAUAUACUCCCUGAUCACCUGGUGCAAUA
Molecule: messenger RNA, 2234 nt
Organism: Triticum dicoccoides
Lineage: Eukaryota; Viridiplantae; Streptophyta; Magnoliopsida; Poales; Poaceae
Product: protein FAR1-RELATED SEQUENCE 5-like
Exons: 6
Coding region: 678-2219 (513 amino acids)
Source: RefSeq, a predicted model, not a curated record